CCGGUCCUUGUCCCUUUCUAUUCUUCAGCUUCUGUUCGGUGGCGAGCUAUAGCGCACGGUUCUUAGUAAAGUGCCGGCACAAAAAUGAUGGGAUCACUUAAAAUCGUGUUGUUCUUAGGUGUAAUAUAUUUGUGUAGGGCCGCCGAAGAGGACGUGCUAGAUCUUACAGAUUCUGACUUUUCAUCUGUACUAUCUCAACAUGAUACGGCGCUGGUCAUGUUUUACGCUCCAUGGUGCGGACAUUGUAAAAGACUGAAGCCGGAGUACGCGUUGGCGGCCGGCGUGUUGAAGGGCGACGACCCUCAGGUGACGCUGGCGAAGGUGGACUGCACGGAGGGCGGCAAGGCCACCUGCGAGAAGUUCUCCGUCUCCGGAUACCCGACUAUGAAGAUCUUCCGUAAAGGAGAGGUGUCUCAGGACUACAAUGGCCCUAGGGAGUCAAAUGGCAUUGUCAAGUACAUGCGCGCCCAAGUCGGGCCCAGCUCCAGGGACCUCCUUACCGUUGCCGACUACGAGAACUUCCUUAAGAAGGACGAAGUCACCGUCAUCGGUUUCUUCGAGAAGGAGAGUGACUUGAAGGGCGAGUUCCUGAAGACGGCCGAUAAGAUGAGGGAGGAGGUUCUGUUUGCGCACACCAGUUCUAAGGAGGUCUUGGACAAGGCUGGUUACAAAGACAAUGUCGUCCUGUACCGUCCUAAGCGCCUGCAGAACAAAUUCGAGGAGUCCUCUGUGGUGUACUCCGGUGAUGACGCGGCUUCGUCUCUCAAGGCCUUCGUCAAGGACAACUACCACGGCCUGGUCGGUGUGCGUCAGAAGGACAACAUCGCAGACUUCUCCAACCCUCUGGUGGUCGCCUACUACGGUGUCGACUACGUCAAGAACCCCAAGGGCACCAACUACUGGAGGAACCGUGUGCUCAAGGUCGCCAAGGAGCUCUCAGAAGUGACCUUCGCCAUCAGCAGCAAGGACGAGUUCACCCACGAACUGAACGAGUACGGCAUCGACUUCGCCAAGGGAGACAAACCCGUGGUAGCCGGCCGGGACGCCGAUGGCAACAAGUACAUCAUGUCUGCUGAAUUCAGCAUCGAGAACCUCCUCCAGUUCACCAAGGACUUGCUCGCCGGCAAACUAGAGCCCUUCAUCAAGUCCGAAGCCCUCCCGGAGCCCAACGACGGCCCAGUCAAGGUCGCCGUCGGCAAGAACUUCAAGAGUUUAGUCACGGACAGCGGUCGUGACGCACUUGUCGAGUUCUACGCGCCCUGGUGCGGUCACUGCCAGAAGCUCACUCCGGUGUGGGAGGAGCUCGGAGAGAAGAUGAAGGGUGAGGACGUGGACAUCGUCAAGAUCGACGCGACCGCCAACGACUGGCCCAAGUCCCUAUACGACGUGUCAGGGUUCCCCACCAUCUUCUGGAAGUCUGCCGACGGCAAGAAGCCCAUCAGAUAUAACGGCGGCCGUGCGCUCGACGACUUCAUCAAGUACAUCGCGGAGCAGGCCUCCAGCGAACUCAAGGGCUUCGACAGAAAGGGCAAUGAGAAGAAGCGAGACGAGCUGUAAUCUAGAUCUGAACGCACGCUAGUCGCUACUCUCUCGCACUGCACCGGAGGAAAGAGAUGGAUAUAUGUUUGAAAGCUCCGGCCUUUCCUUUUUGAAGAGCUUUUCCAUUAUUUAUGGAGUGGUUUAGAUGCUAAAAGAUCUAGUUUCCUUAUAGUGUGGCAUUUGAUCGGUCGGCUGGAUAUGUAAACUCAAUAACACAAAUAUAAAGUCGCAUGCGAGUUUCAACAUUUAAAUGAGCCUUAUAGAUUAGGGUGAAUGACCUUACGUCGUAAAAUGGAAACAGAGUACAUGGAGAUUCAUGUAGGACUUUAAAUAGUUAGGAUGGAUUGAAAGUAGCGUAGCGACUAGUUGUGUAUUAGUGCGCGAGUGUGUGUCUCAAUCUAAGUGGGAAAAUAUAUAUAAUCCGUAGGCAGUGGUUACACUGGUAACACUUAAAAUUUGCACAGAUUCGUUGUUUUUUAAUUCAAGCCUAGUCUAAUGUUUCUAGUGUUGCCAGUUUAUUAAAUAAAAUAAUGCCAGUGACUGAUCUUAAUUGUUUAGAAUUCAUGUAUA
Molecule: messenger RNA, 2109 nt
Organism: Leguminivora glycinivorella
Lineage: Eukaryota; Metazoa; Arthropoda; Insecta; Lepidoptera; Tortricidae
Gene: ERp57
Product: protein disulfide-isomerase A3
Exons: 9
Coding region: 85-1557 (490 amino acids)
Biological process (GO): response to endoplasmic reticulum stress; protein folding
Cellular component (GO): endoplasmic reticulum
Molecular function (GO): protein disulfide isomerase activity
Source: RefSeq, a predicted model, not a curated record